Molecule: messenger RNA, 3768 nt
Organism: Brassica napus (rape)
Lineage: Eukaryota; Viridiplantae; Streptophyta; Magnoliopsida; Brassicales; Brassicaceae
Product: probable LRR receptor-like serine/threonine-protein kinase At1g51820
Exons: 13
Coding region: 21-2729 (902 amino acids)
Biological process (GO): protein phosphorylation
Molecular function (GO): ATP binding; protein binding; protein kinase activity
Source: RefSeq, a predicted model, not a curated record
UUAUAUAAUCAUAAACUCAAAUGCAUAGCUUGAUAUAUAAAAAUAAAAGGAUCUUUCCUUUGGACAUUAAGGAGAAAAUGGAGAGACGUUGUAUGUUCAUUUCCAGUUUUGUGCUGAUACUUCAUCUUGUUCAAGCUCAAGAUCCCACCGGAUUCAUUAAUGUGGAUUGCGGUUUACCCCUUCGUGAGUCUCCUUACAACUCACUCCCAACCGGUUUAGCAUAUAUAUCAGAUGCCGAUUUAGUUAAGAGUGGAAAAACUAGUAGGAUCGCCAAGGAGUUUGAACCGGACUACACUAAGCCGAUUUUGAAACUAAGAUAUUUUCCAGACGGAGUACGAAACUGCUACCAUCUAAAUGUUACCCGGGACACCAAGUAUCUGAUUAAGGCCACAUUCGUAUAUGGAAAUUAUGAUGGUCUUAAUGUCGAUCCAAACUUUGACCUUUACUUGGGUCCGAACAUAUGGACAACAGUGAGCAGUAAUGAUACUAUAGAGGAGAUCAUCCAUGUGACGCAAACCGACUCUUUACAGGUAUGUCUUGUUAAGACAGGUAUUAGUAUACCCUUUAUAAAUGUCUUGGAGCUACGACCAUUGAAGAAAGAUAUGUAUGUUACUCAAAGCGGCUCACUCAAAUACGAAUUCAGGAGGUAUCUUAGCAACUCAGAUCGUAAUAUACGGUACCCGGAUGAUGUUUAUGAUCGUAAAUGGUACCCGAUGUUCGUGGCGAACUCAUGGACACAAGUAACUACAAAUUUGAAUGUAAAUUCUAGUAAUCUUUAUGAACUGCCAAAAGGUGUAAUGUCAACGGGAGUAACGCCCCUAAACCCUAACGCGACAUUAAACAUUACAUGGACUAUAGAGCCAUCUACUACGAAGUUUUACUCCUACAUGCACUUUGCCGAGCUUCAGACCCUAAGGGCCAACGAUACAAGAGAAUUCAAUAUAACAAUGAAUGGGAAAAUUUCAUAUGGACCAUAUAGUCCUAAGCCGCUAAAGACCCAAACCAUAUUCGACAUAACACCAGAGCAAUGCGAUGGAGGGGCAUGCCUUUUGCAGCUUCUGAAGACGUCCAAAUCAACUCUUCCGCCUCUCCUGAAUGCCAUCGAGGCUUUCACCGUGAUUGAUUUCCCGCAAAUGGAGACAAAUGAAGAUGAAGUUGCUGGUAUCAAGAAUGUUCAAGAUAUUUAUGGAUUAAAUAGAAUCAGUUGGCAAGGAGAUCCAUGUGUACCCAAACAAUUUUUGUGGGAUGGUCUAAACUGCAAUAACUCAGAUAUUUCGACUCCACCAAUAAUCACUUCCUUAGACUUAUCUACAAGUGGAUUAACCGGGAUCAUCACACAAGCCAUUCAAAAUCUUACCCACCUUGAAAAGUUGGACUUGUCAAAUAACAAUUUGACUGGAGAAAUACCUAAAUUUCUAGCUGACAUAAAAUCACUCUUGGUCAUAGACUUAAGUGGUAAUAACUUAACUGGAUCGGUCCCUCCCUCACUUCUUCAGAAGAAAGGAAUGAAGUUAAAUGUUGAAGGAAACCCUCAUCUUCUUUGCACAGCUGGUUCAUGUGUGAACAAAAGAAACGAUGGACAUAAGAAAAAGAGUAUCAUUGUACCAGUGGUUGCAUCAAUUGCUUCAGUAGCUGUUAUUAUAGGUGCAUUCGUCAUGUUCCUUGUUCUCAGAAAGAAAAAAGCAUCAAAAUUUGAAGGGCCAGAACCCUCAUAUAUUCAAGCAUCAGAUGGUAGAUCAUCAGAACCGGCAAUUAUGACAGAAAAUAAAAGGUUUAGUUACUCAGAAGUUAUUGCAAUGACAAAUAACUUCCAAAGAAUCCUUGGGAAAGGAGGGUUCGGAAUUGUAUAUUAUGGUUUUGUGAAUGGUACAAAACAAGUAGCAGUUAAGAUACUUUCCCAUUCAUCAUCUCAAGGGUAUAAACAGUUCAAAGCUGAGGUCGAACUUCUUCUUAGAGUUCAUCACAAGAACUUGGUCAAUCUUGUUGGGUAUUGCGACGAAGGAGAGAACAUGGCUCUUAUCUAUGAAUUCAUGUCCAAUGGAGAUUUAAAGGAACAUAUGUCAGGAACACGUAACCGUUUUGUUUUGAAUUGGGGAACUCGACUUAAAAUAGUUUCUGAAUCGGCACAAGGACUUGAGUACUUACAUAAUGGAUGCAAACCACCAAUGGUUCAUAGAGAUGUUAAAACCACAAAUAUAUUGUUGACUGAACACUUUGAGGCCAAGCUUGCUGAUUUUGGUCUUUCAAGAUCAUUCCCAAUCGAAGGUGAAACUCAUGUGUCGACAGUUGUUGCUGGAACUCCUGGAUAUCUUGAUCCUGAAUACUACAGAACAAAUUGGCUGACAGAAAAGAGUGAUGUUUAUAGUUUUGGGAUAGUAUUGUUGGAGAUCAUCACAAACCAACCUGUGAUAGACCAAAGCCGUGAAAAGCCACAUAUAGCAGAAUGGGUGGGGUUAAUGCUUACAAAAGGAGACAUCAUAAGCAUUAUGGAUCCAACUCUAAAUGGAGAUUAUGAUUCUGGUUCUGUGUGGAAAGUUGUUGAACUAGCAAUGUCUUGUCUAAAUCCUUCUUCAGCGAGAAGACCUACGAUGUCGCAAGUUGUUAUCGGACUGAAAGAAUGUCUUGCAGCUGAAAAUUCAAGGGGAGGUGCCAGUAGGGACAUGGACUCGAAGAGUUCUAUAGAAGUGAGCUUGACUUUUGGUACUGAAGUGAGCCCAAGGGCUAGGUAGAUUAUAUGUUUUUUACUACGGAACUAUCUCCAUAUCUCUGUGUCGGAUGUCACCUUUAUUUAACUUCUGUUAUGGAUACUUUGUGACUAAAAAGUUUACAGUCGCUUUUUUUACCGUUAUGUGUCAAUUCAUAAUAAGUUUGUUGUUUGACAAAUAGAGUGUUACUCUUGUUCUUGAAGAAGAAGUUAAAUGUUAUCUAAGGAGAUCAAGGUUAAAGAGCCAUACAAAAAUUCACAAAAAGAAGUAGAAUAGAUAAGGUCUCUGUUUCACAACAGAGUAGCAAAGUAAACAUAUAUUAUCAAGACAUAAACAGAGAAACCAGAGGAAACGAGUACUUAGGAUUCAUCAAUGAGGAUUGCGAUUUACCCUCUCGUGACUCUCCUUACAAAGCACAAACCAGUUAAGCAUAUACAUCAGAUGCUGAUUUAGUCGAAAAAAAUCGACUGACCCACACAAAUAGACCACCGAAAGUCAUCCGUAAAAGUCUUCCAAUUGUUGGUUUAUUAGUAGAUGACAUGUUCCGGUUUCAAAGAUUCAAACGACAACCAGAACCACCAGCUAAAUUAUAAAUUAUGAGCCACUGUUGCAGUUCUUAAAUUUGAUAUGAACAUAUAAAACACCAAACAAGAGAGCGCAAACAAAGUCAAGGUCAACGCUAGUUCAAUCAUAUAAGGUUUUUUUUUUCUUUAACUCAUCAUAUAAGGUCUUCGUUAUGAUGGUGCAUACACAUAUACAUAUAUGAUGUACUAGAUGAUUUUCCUUUGCUCAUGCACAAAUAUUAAUAUUUACAAAGUAAUCAUAUCAUAUCAUAGUACUUGGUUUAUGUCAUAUUUCAAUUUAAAAUUAUUUGUAGUUUUUUUAGAAUUUUGCAUUUUAUUUAAAUAUGAUUAUUUUAAAUAAUAUUAUUUUUUUUCAAUAAAUAUGUGAUUUUUUGUAUUGUAUAUUUCGUUGGUUCAGUAUUAAUUUGAUUAUAUUAGGUUAUAUAUAAUUGUUAUAGUUAAAUAAUAUUUUAUGGCUCAAAAUAGAUUGAGAAAUUCUU